Messenger RNA from Oryzias melastigma (Indian medaka), 3466 nucleotides. It is a transcript of the gene arhgap12b, whose product is annotated as Rho GTPase activating protein 12b. Gene Ontology annotation, cellular component: cytoplasm. The transcript has 18 exons. NCBI's taxonomy places the organism in Eukaryota, Metazoa, Chordata, Actinopteri, Beloniformes, Adrianichthyidae. Gene Ontology annotation, biological process: signal transduction; regulation of GTPase activity. Bases 454 to 2961 code for a protein of 835 amino acids. Gene Ontology annotation, molecular function: protein binding. The record is from RefSeq and is a predicted model, not a curated record.
UCACCUGUAUGAGCAUCCUGAGCUCGACGCCUCGCGAGGAGGAGGAGGGUUGUGAACAGUUUGCUGCAGCGGACUCUCGCGGAGCUGCGGACACCGAAGGAGGCUGGAAAGUUUCCCCCGCGCGCCUCUAACCUCGGCGCGUGUUUCAGGGUGAGUUCGCUCUUUUAUAAUAUAUUUUAUUUAUUUUUUGUUUAUUUUUUUUUUCGUGAAGCUUCGGGCGCGCGGCGCUAAGUGGAGGUACCUUGUUGAAUCUCUGCGCGGCAACGGCGCGCGGAGAUUCAACCCCGCGUGAACCUGCGCCGCUUUUGUCCACGCGCGAGCUCCCCUCAGGAGGGAUACAUCCUGCUGGAGGAGCAGCAACCUCCUGCGCAACCCCUCCAGCGGACGAAUCCCCCGGUUGACAUGAGGUCUGGAUUUCAGAGCAACUGAGCGGAGAAGCUUGAUCCAGCAAUCAUGAGUGACCGGGAGGGCCUUCCGGUCCCCCCGGGACAGGUCUACAUCGAGGUGGAGUACGACUACGAGUACAAGGCCAAAGACAAGAUGGUGACCAUCCGUCAGGGAGAAUGCUACAUGCUUGUGAAGAAGACCAACGAGGACUGGUGGCAGGUCAAGAGGGACGAAAGCGCUAAGGCGUUCUAUGUUCCGGCGCAGUACGUCAAGGAGGUGCGGCGGGCCCUCAUGCCCCCGCAGAAACCUGCCCUGAAAGCCAAACCCACGGUUCUGGAUAUCAGCCGGGAGCCCAACGAUAACCACAGCAGGCCGGAAAUGUCCAGUUUCGGUCGUCCGUCGCCAUCUUCUACGCCUUCGCCGUCUUCUGACCGCGUCACGCCACCGGCACUCCCCAAGGAUGCCAACCAGAACCUGGGAAGUCCGCAUCACUGCAAGCUGGUGGCAGAACUGGUCCUCCUUCACAACAACAACAAUCAUCACCAUGGAAACAGCUCCUCUCUGCCCAGGAACCGGGCGGAUUCUCCCCCACUGCGAGGGGGUAGCCUCGACAAGAGCGCCCCCAUGAGCGAGCUGCGGGGGGACGGUCCGAACAAGCUCCGUAACGACUCGGAGUCCGGGGACGAGCUGAGCAGCAGCUCGACGGAGCACAUGCAGACGACGUCCCCCACAGGUCAGAUCCGGCCUGACUCUCCGGUCUACACCAACCUUCAGGAGCUGAAGAUCUCUCAGUCCAGCCCUCCUCCCGUUCCCUCCGGCUCCCCGAUCCACAUCCUGGGUGACUGGGAGACCCACAAAGACCUCAGCGGCAGGCACUUCUACUACAACCGGGCCUCCGGCGAGAGGACCUGGAAGCCGCCGCGGACCAGAGACGCCAGCGGCAGCAUCAGCAGCAUCAGAGGAGACAGCCAGGGAACGGUGGAGAAUGAGCUGCUGUCCUCAGAGGAGAACUGCCACAGCACCCACUCCAGUCAGUCCGACAGCCAGUACGGGUCGCCCCCUAGAGGCUGGUCGGAGGAGCUGGACGAGCAUGGACACACGCUCUACGUGUCCGAGCACACGCAGGAGAAGUGGAUAAAGCAUGUGGAUGAGCAGGGACGGCCGUAUUACUACAGCGCCGAUGGAUCCAGGUCAGAGUGGGAGCUGCCAAAGUACAACGUCUCCCCUCAGUCCAGCGAGCUUCCCAAGAGCCGCAGUCUGGAGCGGAAGCAGCAGGACCCCAUCGUCCUAACCAAAUGGAGGCACAGCACCUACGUCCUCGACCUCAACGACAAGGAGUGCGCUCCGGUGCUGAAGCAGAGCUCCACAGACUCUGACUCCUGCCCGUCGUCUCCUAAACUCUCUCCGACCCCCUCGGAGAAGUGUGGAGUCCUCAACGUCACCAAAAUCACCGAGAACGGGAAAAAAGUCAGGAAGAACUGGACCUCCUCCUGGACCGUGCUGCAGGGCUCCUCCCUCCUCUUUGCCAAGGGUCAGGGAGGAGGGACCACCUGGAAGUUUGGCAGCAAUCAGUCGAAGCCGGAGUUCACCGUGGAUCUCCGCGGAGCAUCGGUGGAGUGGGCCUCCAAGGAGAAGUCCAGCAAGAAGCACGUGAUCGAGCUGAAGACCCGACAGGGCACGGAGCUGCUGAUCCAGUCUGAGAUCGACAGCGUCGCCAAUGACUGGUACCGGGCCCUCACGGAGGCCAUCAACACGCACGCUUGGGAGUCAGACGAGGCCAUCGAGGAAGACAUGCCAGAGUCUCCAGGAGCCGAGAAGCAGGACAAGGAGAAGGACCACCGGGACUCCAAGAAGAACAGAAUGAUGAAGACCUCUGUGAGCAUGGAUUCUUCAGACCAGAAGAAAACCAGGAUGAAGCUCAAGAAGUUCCUGACCAGACGGCCCACCUACCAGGCGGUCCGAGACAAAGGCUACAUCAAAGAUCAGGUGUUCGGCUGCAGUCUGACCAGUCUGUGCCAGCGGGAGAACACGACGGUUCCCAACUUCGUCAGGAUGUGCAUGGAGCACGUGGAGAACACGGGUCUCAGUGUGGACGGUCUGUACAGAGUCAGCGGGAACCUGGCCGUGAUACAGAAGCUGCGCUUUGCUGUUAACCACGAUGAGACGGUGGACCUGAACGACAGUAAGUGGGAGGACAUCCACGUCACCACCGGCGCUCUGAAGAUGUUCUUCAGGGAGCUUCCCGAGCCGCUCUUCACCUACGGCUCCUUCUACGACUUUGUGAACGCCAUCAAGUGCUCCGACUACAAGCAGAGAGUCAACGCCGUCAAAGACUUGAUCAAGAAGCUGCCAAAGCCCAACCACGACACGAUGCAGGCGCUCUUCAAACACCUGCGCAGGGUGGUUGAGCACGGAGAGGCCAACCGCAUGACCUCCCAGAGCGUGGCCAUCGUGUUCGGACCCACGCUGCUGCGGCCCGAGACGGAGACGGGCAACAUCGCCGUCCACAUGGUCUACCAGAACCAGAUAGUGGAGCUGAUCCUGCUGGAGUACGACAGCGUGUUCGGGAGGUAGAAGAGGAGCACUGGACUGAGCACUGGACGGAUUCUGGUGAAAGGCUAUUGGGUCCAGAAGAACCAGACUGGUUUUGGCACUUGAACCUCCUCCUUUUUUUAAUCAGUGUUUGCUCGUGACUUGAAGAGAAGGAGCCGCCGUGUUCACCACUGAUGGCUCCUCCCACAUGAACUGGUGAUGCUCCCCCUGGUGGGGGCGCUCUGAGUAUUUGUACAGAGGCACAAAGUAGAUCAUGGGGGUCAAACGGCAGGUACGGCCCUCGAGACCUGCCGUUUGCCCCCCCUGAAGUAGCUGUUCCUGUGGCUGAAGUGAGUGUGUGCUUUGACGGUGAAGAAGUGAGAUUUUGAUUUUUGUACAUUUGAAGACAAAGAAUGUGGGAGAAGAAAACCGACGGGCGUGUGUGUCGCUUUAGUUUGUUCUGGGUUCGUUUGCACAUUUUGAAUGUCAUUUUUGAAGCUAACUAAUGUUUGUGAAUCGUCUAAUAAAAAGACAAGCUGAAGCUGGC